This is a messenger RNA of Enhydra lutris kenyoni (northern sea otter), 408 nucleotides long. RefSeq names its product urotensin 2B. The record is from RefSeq and is a predicted model, not a curated record. NCBI's taxonomy places the organism in Eukaryota, Metazoa, Chordata, Mammalia, Carnivora, Mustelidae. Gene Ontology annotation, biological process: regulation of blood pressure; blood vessel diameter maintenance. Gene Ontology annotation, cellular component: extracellular region. The transcript is spliced from 6 exons. Gene Ontology annotation, molecular function: hormone activity. The coding region runs from base 1 to 408 and encodes 135 amino acids.
AUGAACAAGGUCCUUUCAACCACUCUUUGCUUUGGACUCCUAACUUUGUUAACUGUAAUGAGUUUUUUGGAAUUGGUGCAUGGACAGCCAUAUCUUACCCAAGGCAAUGAAACAGUGAUUAUUAUAUUUCCAGAUAAAGAAGACACAAAUCAUAAGGAACUACUGCUGGCUCUACUGAAUAAAUAUUUUGAUUUCCAAAGACCUUUUAACAUUGGAAUGACGGGUGGUCUUAAAUCAUACGAAAAAAGACUUUGCCUUCCACAUAAGAUCCUGAAUGCAUGUCCUGAAUUGGAAAAGCUAAAAGAGCAGUUCAUGGAGGCAAAAGAUGUUGACAUAUCCUAUGCUAUAGAUGGUCCAUCUUCUUCCCAUCCAAGCAAGCAAGCGUGCUUUUGGAAAUACUGUGUCUGA